Erythranthe guttata (spotted monkey flower) is the source of this 1736-nucleotide messenger RNA. The record is from RefSeq and is a predicted model, not a curated record. Lineage: Eukaryota; Viridiplantae; Streptophyta; Magnoliopsida; Lamiales; Phrymaceae.
CUGGAAAAAAAAAAAAAAAAAAAAUCUCGUCGUUUGCAUUACUCUUUUUCUUUCCCCGUUCUCUGUAAUCUGUAGCUGAGAAAAAAAAGCAUGUGAAAUACACAGAAAUUAUAUAAAUAAAUCACGUGUGUAUAGAUAUAGAGAGAGAGAGAGUGAAAGGGGAAGAAAUAGAGAGAGAGAGAGAGGAAGAAGGGAUGGGGUGUUUCCCUUGCGGCGGAGAAUCAUCGAUUGAUAGAAAGCAAUAUAAAAAGAGAAAGAAUAGUAACAAAGAUAAUCGUUUUAGAAGAGAUGAACAUCAUCAUCAUCAUCAUAAUAUACAGUCGCCUCCAGAUUUUUCCAAGGUGACCCCACAUAGGUUUGUGAAGGAGGAGCCCAAAGUAUUGUCUCCUUCUUCCUCGAAAAUCCCGGAGAAAGAGACAAAAGCGAGUAGUCCGAAGCCUAAUAGCGAUACGGAAACUGAUGGCUUCAAGGCAAAGAAAUUUGCCUUGGUUGAUUUAGUAACUGCAACCGAGAAUUUCAAGGACGAACAUUUUCUCGGCGAGGGCGGUUUCGGAAAAGUUUACAAGGGCUCUCUGCAAGAUUCCGGUGAGGUUGUGGCAAUAAAACAACUAGAUAGAAACGGGUGCCAAGGGAUUAGAGAAUUCGUGGUCGAAGUUCUAACAUUGAGCAAUGCCGAGCACCCUAAUCUCGUUAAAUUGAUCGGUUAUUGUGCCGAGGGUGAUCAAAGGCUUUUGGUCUAUGAGUACAUGCCUCUCGGUUCUUUGGAGGAUCAUUUACAUGGGCCUCGAACUUCUAGAAGGUUAUUGGAUUGGAACACAAGAAUGAAGAUAGCGGCGGGAGCGGCAGACGGGUUGGAGUAUUUGCACAACAAGAUGACGCCGCCGGUUAUAUACCGUGAUUUGAAGUGUUCGAACAUUUUGCUGGGGGAGGGGUAUCAUCCUAAAUUGUCGGAUUUCGGUCUGGCAAAAGUGGGGCCCUCUGGGGACCAGACACAUGUCUCCACGAGAGUGAUGGGUACGUACGGUUACUGCGCACCCGAUUACGCCAUGACCGGUCAACUCACGUUCAAAUCGGAUAUCUAUAGCUUUGGAGUUGUUCUCUUGGAGAUUAUUACGGGGAGGAGAGCUAUUGAUAGUAGAAGAACCGGUUCGGAGCAAAACCUAGUCGAAUGGGCGAAGCCGUUAUUUAAGGACCGUAAGAAAUUCCACCAGAUGGCGGACCCCGCGCUGCAGGGCAUGUAUCCAGUACGAGGAUUAUACCAAGCUUUGGCAAUAGCUGCAAUGUGCAUACAAGAGCAGCCUAGCAUGAGGCCACUUGUCGCAGAUAUAGUAACGGCAUUGAACUAUCUCGCCUCCCAGACGUACGAUCCUAAAAUCCACGCCGUUCAAAACCCUAGGAGGAGCCGUUCUUCGGACAACCUUAAACGGGACGAAGAAGAGAAGAAUUGUUCUGGUGUUGGGAGUGAAAGUGCCAAAUCUGAUGGACAAAUUUGAGGUUGUGUUUGUUUGUUUGUUGGUUCAUUCUUCAUGCAAAUGUCCUUCUUACUUGUGUUUUUCUGACUUUUGCAGGAAUGUAAAUUUGAUUUUUUUUUUUUUUUUUUUAUUAAUUAUUUUUGUAACUUUGUAGGUUUAUGGGGGGUUAUACGGUCAUUUGACAAUGAAUAGUGGCCACAUUAGAAAAAUUAAAAUAAUAAUUUUAUUUAUAUCAUAUAAAUAUUAUAAGAUAUUGUAAUUUAA